UGUGGCGUCGAGCCAUGUAAACAAUCUCGGAACCUUCUCUGUCAAAGAUUUACUGUAUAAUUAGGUUCGCAAUUGUUCAACAAAUAAGGAGCCAAUGAGUUAUUUAAGGGAAAACAAGGGAAAUAUUAAUUGAUAACAAUGGCUGAUAGGGCUAUCAAGCUGUUAGUCAUCGGAGAAAGCGGUGUGGGCAAAUCCAGCUUAAUACGGCGCUUUGUCGAGAACAAAUUCGACGAGAAUCAUGACGUCACAAUCGGCAUGGACUUUAAAAGCAAGGUGAUGAAUGUCGACGGCACUGACUACAAAGUAGCACUCUGGGACACUGCGGGAGCCGAAAGGUUUCGCAGUCUAACACCGAGCUUCUAUCGGAAGGCUCUUGGCGCCAUCCUGGUCUACGAUAUCACGAACCGCGACUCCCUGGUCAAACUCGAGGCCUGGCUCGCCGAGCUGGACAGCUACAGCGAUAAUCCUAACAUAGCCAUAAUCGUUGUGGGCAAUAAAAUCGACCAGGAGCGUGUUGUGGAUCGGGAGGAGGGGCGCAAGUUUGCCCGAAAGCAUCGUGCGCUUUUCAUAGAGACCUCGGCCAAAUGCGACCAGUUCGUUAGUGAUGUGUUCAAGGAUAUUGUCGAGAAGAUUGUAUCCUCCGAGUAUUUUGGCAAUGGAAAUGGGUCCAAUGGCAUGGAUAUUGGCAAUGGCAAUCAAGAUCGGGAGGAAACUGCAUCGACGUGUUAUUGUUGAUGUCCGUGUGUUUUAGCCAGAUGUUAUGUGUGCUUUGUCAAAUGUUUAGCCUGUAUUUUCUUAAUCGUUUCAAUAUCAUUAGCAUAAAGUCAACCCAACCAUUCAACUUGUUUCGCCUAUGAAGCCCAUGUUCGUUCGUACACUCGAACGCAUUGGCCUGUAAUGAACGCAAAACUUAAAUAGUUUCAUAGAAUAAUAAAAAGAAUAACUGUCAA
Drosophila obscura is the source of this 950-nucleotide messenger RNA. It is a transcript of the gene Rab18, whose product is annotated as ras-related protein Rab-18. Lineage: Eukaryota; Metazoa; Arthropoda; Insecta; Diptera; Drosophilidae. Bases 139 to 735 code for a protein of 198 amino acids. Gene Ontology annotation, molecular function: GTP binding; GTPase activity. The transcript has 3 exons. The record is from RefSeq and is a predicted model, not a curated record.